GCACGUCCACAUGAAACGAAAGUUUUGCCAGCCUGUCAACUUGUCCAACUCCAAAUAUUAAAAGCCUAAAAAGGCCCCCAAAAACUGCUCCACCACCACCUCCCCACCCCCAACCACUCUCUCCUCCGCCGCCCCUCCGCCGCCGCCUUUUCCGGCGACUUGUCCGCAUGCUACUGCACAUAUUUAAUUAUAUUUUCAUAAUAAUAAAAAUUAGGAUAUAAAAUUCCCAAACCUGCCCUUUCAUUAUAUGCAUGUCUUCUACCACUUGCCAUGGAUAUAUAAUUCCUUAGAAUUAUAUAUAUAUAUAUAUUCAUCAAUAAUUAUUUAUAUAUAUAAUCCGUAUUUAUUUACACAUAUCUUAGCUCAUAUUUUAGUAAGGGCUUUUAAUUUCCGGGAUCACAUUUAUAUGGAAACUAGGCUUCGCCAUCACAAGCAAAAAGAAGAACACUUGGCCGGCAUGUCGCCGGAGAAUUUUACAGCGUCCCCGCUGUCUGGCGACGAAGCCGCCGACGUUAGCACCCCAUCGCCGCCUAGAAAAAGGAAAGGAGGGGAGAAGAGGGUUGUUUCGGUGCCGACGGUAGGCGGCGACGGAUCACGGAGUAAAGCGGAAGUCUACCCGCCGCCGGAUUCUUGGUCGUGGCGGAAGUACGGCCAAAAACCCAUUAAAGGCUCCCCUUAUCCCAGGGGAUAUUAUCGAUGUAGUAGCUCAAAAGGCUGUCCGGCAAGAAAACAAGUGGAGCGGAGCCGGCUGGACCCCACCACGAUCCUCCUCACCUACUCCUCCACCCACAACCACCCGCCGCCGACCAAAACCCACCACCAUACCACCGCCGUUGCCACCGUCCCCGCCUCUGACCCCGUCCCCCCUCCCUCACCGGAUCUGCACAUCUUCGCGGACCCAGACCCGGAGAUCGACUGCUUCAGGGAGAUCGCCGGCGAUCUGGGGUGGUUCCCCGACGUGGGGUCCCGUUUCGUGGAGAUCCCGGCGGCGGGGUCCGUUCUGUGGCGCGAUGCUGACGUCGCGCUCAUGUUGCCCGUCGGGGAAGAGGACCAGCCCUUGUUCGGGGAUCUCGGCGAGCUGCCGGAGUGCUCGGUGGUGUUCCGCCGUGCAACAUUUGAAACGCCGUGCUUAGCCGCCGGGACGGGGUGAAAGGCGAAAGCGACAUGGACGGCAUCUUUACUCACUGUAGGAUUUUAAAAAAAAAAGAAAUAAUGAAAUUUCUUGUCACGUGGCCCCCACUUAUUGCGCCGGGUCAUGCGGAAUGAUAUUUAUAGUGGAGUCGACCUUUUUUUAAUCAUCAUUUUGUUUACGGAAUAGUACAAUUUUACUCUAUUAUGUAAAGAUCAUAUAGAUAAUGUUUCCGAGUAUAAUACUCCCUUUGUCUUAUAAUGAUCUUCCCGGUUCUGUUUAUGAAGUUU
Cuscuta campestris is the source of this 1419-nucleotide messenger RNA. The record is from the annotation of a GenBank genome assembly. Lineage: Eukaryota; Viridiplantae; Streptophyta; Magnoliopsida; Solanales; Convolvulaceae.